Molecule: messenger RNA, 1332 nt
Organism: Otolemur garnettii (small-eared galago)
Lineage: Eukaryota; Metazoa; Chordata; Mammalia; Primates; Galagidae
Gene: CCDC166
Product: coiled-coil domain containing 166
Exons: 3
Coding region: 1-1332 (443 amino acids)
Source: RefSeq, a predicted model, not a curated record
AUGGCGCCCAGGAAGAAACGCGGGAUGAGCGCCGGGCGGCGGCCCGGAGCCUCAGGCGACGGUGGUGAGCCACCGCCCUCGGAGCGUGCGCAGUACUUGCAGCGCGAGUACGCUCUACUGUCGGAGCAGCUGGAGGCCUGCGAGGAGCGUGUGGACCAGGUGCUACAGGAGAACGCCUUCCUGGACCGCGAGGCGCUGCGCCUGCGCGAGGAGAACAGGCUGUACGCCAAUUACGUGAGUGCGCGCGCCCAGCGCUGCGCCCACGCCAUCGUGCGGCUGGACCAGCAAAACCGCAUGGACCUGACGCAGAUCCGCUGGCAGCGCGGGGAGCUGGUGGCGCUCUAUGGCGGGCGCGAGGACGGGGUGCGCGCGCAGCUGCUGGAGAUGGAGUCGCGCGCGGCGCAGAUGGCGCGGCAGGUGCAGGAGCUGCAGCCCUACAAGGAGCUGCAGCUGGAACAGCUGGCCCGAAUCCGGGCUCUGGAGCGCGAGCUGCUGCACAUGCGCGUGGAGCACACACAGCUGCUCCACCGUGUGAAGCGGCGCUUCUUGGAGGACAAGGCGGCCUUCGAACGCGAGGCGCGUCAGUGCGUGCAGUCCCUAGCGCGGCGUGCGGAGCGGGAGGCGACGCGCGCGCUCAUCGCGCACACUCAGGCCAUCAAGGCAGACAACGGGCGCCUGCGGCAGGAGCUAUUGCGGCUGCUUCGUCGGGCCCAGCUGCUGCACGACACACGGCGCCAGCUGCUGGAACAGCGCGAACAGUUGCAUCGUGAACACGAGGACACGCGGGACCUGGCGCGCCUGCAUGGCUGGCUGCGCAGAGGCCCUGGGGGCCCGCCACUCUGGCAGCCGCCGGUCUCCUUCCAGCCCACUUCCCGUCCAGCGUCCUUAGCCGCCCCCCUGGGCCCGUCGUACGCUUCUUCCCGGGCCGGGUCGCCUGCUGCUUCCCGGUCACCAUCUGUGGGCCGGUCGCGCCCAGCUUCUCGGGCCCCAUCUGUGGUCUCUUCGCGGGUGGCUUCCAAAAUCCGAUCAUUGGUCCCAUCGCACGUGGGCACCAGGGAGCCAUCGCUGCCCACUUCAAAACUGGGCUCCCGGGUCCCAUCCUUGACCCUAUCACGUGCAGGGUCCCAGGCCCCAUCCCUGGGGCAGUCUCUCUCGGGCUCUAGGAUGUCUUCUCAGUCCUCAAUGCCUGUGGCCUCGCAGGACAACCUCCCUUCAGAGAAGUCUGUCCCCAAGACUCCCUCAGGUGUGUCCCCUGAUUGGGCUCUCCCUCCGCAAUCAGAGGAGGGUGUGAACACUGACACUGCAGCAGGCGCAGCCUCAGGGAGAGCUUGA